This is a messenger RNA of Petromyzon marinus (sea lamprey), 4794 nucleotides long. Lineage: Eukaryota; Metazoa; Chordata; Hyperoartia; Petromyzontiformes; Petromyzontidae. The record is from RefSeq and is a predicted model, not a curated record.
UUGGGUAUUUAAUCUAACAUGCUUUCAGACAACCAAUGAAUGUUUACACGUGGGAGGAAACCGGAUCGCCCGUAGAAGACCCACACCUUUCGAUAAGGGGCAACACUACACCGUACAGAUGGAAACAGAUACCGAUUAGUCCACUUGCUACCCUGCUUUCUGGCGAGCCAGUGCAUGGCUCUACAACGCCCCAAGGGAAGAGAGUUUUGCAUUAUUUGUGCAAUCCACCAACCCUCGCCUCCACAGUGCUGGAUUACAGACGUGUGCCACCACCGCCAGUCUAUUGCCAACUCGUGUACGAGGGGGUCAUAGUACUGAGCAGACACUGCUGAGGUGUUGGUUUCGAUUCCAGGCAGCCGCUUGCAAUUAAACCGGCACCAGAACAAAUGGGGUUUUUGAGAUAAUUGGUAAGAAAAUAAUUCUAGAUGAAAUUAGAAAAUAAAAAAAAAACUGUGCUUGGGACUUAUCCAGUUUUGUCCAAAUCAACUGCCCUGACCGAUAUGGUGUGGAGGGCCUUUUAUUCCAGAAAUGGCUUGAUAAGUACUGUAUAGAAGUUCAUAGACCUCAUUCUUCACCACUCGUACCAACCUAAGUUCUGCCAGGGAAACAUGGUAAUCCGAACCGUGUGUGUGUGUCUGUGUGCAUUUGAGACUUGAGAAUUCUGAUGCUCUGCCCACCAGACCGCUCCAUAAUGUGUGUGUUUGGUUUUCAGAGCAUUAUACCUGACAAGAUAGAGACGGUGCAGCAGUCUGUGAUUUUCAUCAAGCGCCUCAUAGCCGUAGCCAUCUCCAACAUCACCUACCUGCGUGGCAUCUUACCAGAGAAAGCCUACACCACAUGCUACAUUGACGGUGCUGAAUGGGACAAGCCUCUUCAUUUACCAGGCAGUAGCUCAUUGAAGCAAGCCUACUUUACGAGGGACAUCUGGACAAAAGGCAAUAAAGUAACAGAGGUGUUUACGUGUAUCCGUGCAAUCUUAAUCCUCAUAUACUUUGGCUUCUCCCAUGGCGCAUAUUUUAUAUCCACUGCAGAUCUUACCCUGAAGAUCAUCUGUGGACAAACGUCCCUCCCUGGCGCCUGUCAGAUUGUGGAAUGGAUGAAAGGAUGUUAUGAUGCCCUUGAAAAGAAUUACCUGAGGAUGAUGGUUAUCGCUGUAUAUCUUGAUCCGCAAGACCCAAACACGAUCUUUGAGACCUACACCUUUAAGUUCGCAUACACAGAUCUUGGGCCAACAAUGAACAUUUGCAGUAGCAAGAACAACAUUACCUUCUCUAUUGAAGAAACCAAGCGUGCCACGAUAUUGCUCAUCCGCAAGUUGUUUGUGCUCAUGCAGCAUCUGGACGAAAUGCCUGAGGAUGUGUCGCUCACAAUGAAACUAUUUUAUUACGAUGAAGUGACCCCAGAAGACUACCAACCACCGGGUUUCAGAGCGAGUAGCACAGACCCCUUAAAUUUCCAGGGCGAUCCAGCGACUCUGCGCGUGGGGCACGUGGCCUCGACCUUCCACUCGAUGAAAUUGCGCAUCACCGUGGACCGCAGUCAGGUGGACAAUUAUAACGCGGAGAUGGAGACGGGAGAAACGGUGGUGGAAAGAAGGAGGUGGGAUAAUGCCUUGCUGCAGCAGUUCUGCAUGAAAGAGGGAUAUAGUGACACAAUACAGAUGGUCCCAGAGUUACAAACUCCAGAGCUACUGAAACUUACCAGCGGCAUAUCCUUUGACUGGACACAGGAGCAGGGUUCAAUGGAGGCAGGUCCUCGAAAUGCGGACCGUGAUAGAGAUGGUGUGAGCGAGGAAAAUCGCUAUGAGUGUGGUAUGAAGGACAACCCACUGCUUUCCAAAGCCGCUGCACUCUCUCUGGGCCAUGAAAGCAAGAGCCGCUCUGGACUCAGCCUCAGCAACCGAAAGAAGAGCCAGAAGACCAAUACCACGACGACUAAAAAGAAAAAUCCGACCCUGACGGUGCCAGAAAAAACAAUCCUGGAGGAGAUCGGGGAAAGCAGCCAGGGCGGUGUUCGGCGUAACCCGGCACGUGCGGCUAAGAAGAGAGAAUGCUUCCAGCUAGAGAGCGGCUACACCUUUAACGUAGCAUGCAGCCAGGAUGAAGAGCCUCGCAGCAAGCUCAGCAGGAACAGCGAGCCCGACAAACGGUUCAGGCGUAGCCGCUUCGUCUAAAGGCAGCGCGCCUCACAAGUGCCUGGACCUGGGGCGGCCCUUUUAUAAAUGUUUAUACCUCUUUUCCACUUGCACACGUUGAGCUGUGGUGGAACCGUGCCGCGUUGCCUCAUCACGGCCGAGUCGAGCCAAGCACGGUUUUUUUGUUGUCUUGCGAGGCUAGCGUAGCACGGCUCAGUUCCGGCUCAGCUCGGUAAUAUACCAGUGGAGAACCACCCAUACCGUGUUGGCGCAGCUCGGGUGUGCAAGUGUUAAACGGGUAUUUUGAAGGGAAAAUAAGAACGAUGUUAUUGGCGGUGACGGGGCCGAGUAUUACAUCACUUUGUUCAUGGUUAAUUACACAUGUUUGAAUUGUUCAUUGCUAGUAGUUAGAGGUCAAUCCCACUAGGUGGCGGGAGAGACUUGCGCGUGGUACAGCGUGAUCCAUUUACAGACACCCCGGUGAAUCAAAUUCAAAGGCGCAGCCCCUCAAUGGCGCCCAAUGCUGCUGGCGGAAGGGCCUCCUCUAGAUGGAGUUUUCGAGAGCUCCUCUGGAGAGUAUUUUUGACCUAUUCUUCCACCCUGGCUAGACAUCUCGGAAGAGGUGGGAAUUCCCACACUUGAUCACAUGACCUAAUUAAUAAUCGACUGGCGAUGUACCCGUUUAUGCUGCUGGUUGCAGAGAUGCACGGGGUGCUUUUAAGAAACUUGCAACAUGUUGUAAUCGAACCGGCGGCCUCUGGAUUUCAGGUUCAAUUUGCUAUCCAUUAUACCACCGCGUCAUCCUAUUCGGAGGUUAUUGUUGAAACUUAAUAAAUUUGAUUGCAAUGCCUCUUACGCGUCUCGCCAAUCUCAAUCAACGUAUUAAAUUGUUUAGCACUGUCCUGAUACACUCUGCCCAACAUAGUCGGUGUGAUGCGUUCACAAUAUACAAUGAAGCGUCAGCUGAGGUCAUACACGGGGCUUUUUUCUCACAAGAGAACAUGCAACGGGGUCAUGUCAGACCGGGCACACAAUUUCCACCGCAAACCCAUCCAACUCUCAAAUGUUUGGUGAAACCAGUCACGUACUGCGCGAGACUGGGGUCACGAGAAGUCAGUGGAGUGUCUGUACGUGAAUCAUAAUCCUUUUGGCUUUACUGCUACUUUCUAAACUAUUUUCGUUUCUAUAUUGUCACAAUGCAAUUUGAACCAGUUCCAUUGUUAACGAUGGUAGGUGUCUUAGCGGUCGAGUGAGUGAGUGGGUUGUGAGUCCAAAUCUUGACUCAGUUCAUCAUCUCUCCGGGAUAGAUAAAACUGUGGGAGGUUGUCGUGUGGGUCGGGUUAGGGUUACCCUCCGCCACAUCAAAAUUAUAUUUCCACCACUGUCCUAGAGAGGGGUAAACAUGAGGUGCCCAAUGAGGCGAUGCUCACUCGUCCAGGAAACCACUUUGACUGUUUUGAGUAUAAUUAUUUAGCAGCAGUUGUUACGAGCGUUCAGAGUUUCUUGGUGUUUAUUAUAAGGCGUUAUGUUUGAAAGUUGUUGUAAGUGAGAGCUGUUUUUGUCGGAGGGCGAGUUGGCAGUCAGGGGUGUUUUCCGAUUGGCGAAGCCGACAGUCUUUUAUCAGAUGCGAUGGUAUCGACAGUGGAGUGGAUUAAUAGGGGAGGGGGAGGAAAAAACAUCGCAAGAAAGUUGUUUACUGCAUUAUAAAAUUGAGUGAUGGUAAUUUUAUCAAAACGAUUAUCGUAUUCUCCGCAUUAUAAAUUGCAAUAUUUCCCUUGCAUUUUAAUACAGGAGUUGUGGCUGCGUCUUGCGAACUGACAUAAGUGUAGUAAGUCGUCGGUGUGUGAACACGUUUGUAUGAAGUCAUUGACACCGGGCACACGUAUUUUUUUUGGGGGGGGAUGCGUCUUACAAUGUGGAGAACACGGUAUAUUGUUUUUGUUAUUACCACGAACUGCAUUGUUACCCGUCUUGUUAUUCCACGAAACUACGGCCGCCUAUUAUUUCCCCGGCAAAAUGGGAGUGACUCUUAAUCCUGUUAACAAUUCCGACUGAUCCUCGUGCGUAUGACAAAGAGGCCUGUGAAUUUGAUGGAUUUGCCAAGCGGCCAGUCGUCGGGAUAGACGUGUAUUGAAGCACCGGUACAACUAUAUACACAAUACACGUCCAGACACGUUAACACCACGUUCACACGCACGCAUAGAGAUCAUUGAUUUAUACGUAUAUGGGCGAGUUGUUAGUUAACACCCGUAUCAUAAAGCAACAAUAUUUUGUCUCUCCGCAUGAAUAUACCAAUUAGUCAAUCAACUUAUUGGCUUUCCAGCGCAAUGUUAUCCAGCAAAAAAAAACGUAUCAUACACUGCCCUAAUAAUAAAAAAACUAGCCAAUCGUAUGAGCCAUUAUUUUGUUUAAUAAAGAAAACGAUGGACCGGUUCAUACCUUCCGAGUCUCAUGGGCAGUUGUUAGGUGUUGUUCAAUAAAUAUUAGCUGCAUUACCAGACGUUAUUGGCAAGAGCGCGGCAUUUAAAAUAUGGGACCCUGGUCGACAUACCAACGCAACAAUGAGUCUGUGCACCUAUGCAUACGUACGAAUACUCUGCUGUAAACAGAUAUACAUAUUAUCUUUGGUUCUUUCGGUAAAGUCACGUGGUAGGUAGUAG